AUGCUUGCAUCUUACGACAAUAAGCCGCUACCCAAAUCGUUGCCAUUAGGAAUCACACUGAAUGCAUACAUCUCAAUGUUGUCGGCUGUUGCUAAAAUGGCCCUUGCUGUUCCAUUGGAGGAAGCACUUGGAGCGCAGAGGUACCUAUGGUUCUCAAAAAAAGAAGCUCAACGCCCACUUAUGGACUUCGAGAGAUUCGACGAUGCAGCACGAGGACCUAUUGGCGCAGUGCGCCUACUAUGCCGAACUAGAGCAAGGUCAUUUGCUACUAUCGGUGGCUUCAUAUUUCUUCUUUCUCUAGCUCUUGAUCCCACCUUUCAACAACUAGUAGUAUUACCGAAAAAGCCAUCUCUCGAAAACAGAAGCAAAAUCCCUCGAGUAGUGACGUUACGAAAAGCUAGUAUACAGGAGAGCAAUGGAACGGAAGGCCUUGGCUUUAAUGCAGAAAUGGACUCUGCCGUUUCAACAUUUUUUGUAUCGCACUACACACAAAAGCCGAUUUCCUUCUAUUGUCCGAGCGACGAAUGCACAUGGCCAAAUUUCCAGACUUUGGGUGUAUGUGCUCAAUCAGAGGACAUCUCACACCUACUCGACUUUGGCUGUCGGGAAGAAUCUGGGGACUGGCGGUCGGAGUACGUUCAGGUGAUAUCUGGUACUCGCCCUCCAAAUCUUAACCGAACGUCUUGUGGCUGGUACUUCAAUAUGACCAGUGACCAACCUAUGUUGAUGAGUGGGUACACUCCAGGAGAAACAUCACUAACUGACAGUGCUCUCAUAAUGCGGACGCUCAAUCUUCGAGACCCGUAUAACAAUAAUGUUUAUUGGAAUACCACACUCAUGUUUCCACAAAUCCCUGCACCGAUCUCCAAUUUCGCAAUCGUUGCAUCCACUGAUGCAGAGUCUGUUUUCCAAAACAGAACGCCACAAGCAUACCAAGUCAACAUGCGAUGGUGUAUCAAGACCAUCGCUGCGUCGUUCCGCGAAGGUUUACUCGACGAGAAAGUGGUUUCCACUUUCACCAACGAUACACAAAUACCUGAUCCCCUUAUUACCAAAUGGCUGGAUAACUCCUACUGGGACUACACAUAUACAGAGAAUAUCACAAUCACUCCGCCGGACCAAGGAGACACCUUUGUGGUCUUGAACAAUAGCGCGCUUGCGGCACGUUUUGUCAUGGAUAACUGGACUCCCAGUUUUCUCACGCAAACCAAUAUCUCGACCCUUCCGUUCCUACGGUAUAUGAACGACUACGCACCAAGUGCAUUUGGCAUGGUAUCAGAAUCAACAAACGCUACGUCAUGGAUCGCGUCACGCAAGAUACCUGAUGUAGCACAGGACAUGGCUGAAGCUAUGACUAACUCAGUCCGCAACAACGGGCUCUCGGCGGAAACAAUCCUUGGAACUGGAGUUCCGGAGAUCUAUGUAGAAGUUCAAUGGGCCUGGUUUGCGUUCCCCGUGAUUCUUCUCGUCAUGACGCUAUUCUUUCUCCUUUCCACGAUAUGGCAGACUGCUGGUUCAACUAGUCUGUGGAAAAGCUCAAGUCUCACGGUUCUCACGCAUGGGCUUAGCUGGGAUGCAAAAUAUGCGUUGCGAGAUCUUCGUACGAUGCGAGACAUCAGGGAAAAGGCAGCAGAAAUGCAUGUUUUCCUAAACAAGGAAAAAGAAGGAGGAACCUUGGACAUUCACAUUGAGCCGGCCUCGUCUGGAGACUGGGAAAAACAAUUUGCGGCUAGAUAUCUUUCCAUGGCAUAA
This is a messenger RNA of Verruconis gallopava, 1752 nucleotides long. RefSeq lists its product as uncharacterized. Bases 1 to 1752 code for a protein of 583 amino acids. The transcript has 2 exons. NCBI's taxonomy places the organism in Eukaryota, Fungi, Ascomycota, Dothideomycetes, Venturiales, Sympoventuriaceae. The record is from RefSeq and is a predicted model, not a curated record.